Messenger RNA from Fragaria vesca subsp. vesca, 620 nucleotides. Its product is annotated as probable small nuclear ribonucleoprotein Sm D2-like. The record is from RefSeq and is a predicted model, not a curated record. Gene Ontology annotation, molecular function: RNA binding. NCBI's taxonomy places the organism in Eukaryota, Viridiplantae, Streptophyta, Magnoliopsida, Rosales, Rosaceae. Gene Ontology annotation, cellular component: U2 snRNP; U4/U6 x U5 tri-snRNP complex; precatalytic spliceosome. Gene Ontology annotation, biological process: RNA splicing; spliceosomal snRNP assembly. Bases 88 to 414 code for a protein of 108 amino acids. The transcript is spliced from 5 exons.
AGAUUUGUUUUGCUUUGGCGACGAAGCCGCAAAGGUUUGACGCAGAGUUUUUGGAUCAAGUCUGGAAGACCUUGCCUCCUGCUCAGGAUGUCUGGCUGGCCAAUGGAUGUAGAUGUUGUGAAGAAUGAAGAAGAGGAGUUCAAUACAGGACCACUCUCCAUUCUCAUGAUGAGUGUCAAGAAUCAUACACAGGUCCUCAUCAAUUGCCGCAACAACAGAAAACUUUUUGGCACUGUGAGAGCAUUUGAUCGGCACUGCAACAUGGUUUUGGAAAAUGUCAAGGAAAUGUGGACUGAGGUUCCAAGGACUGGAAAAGGCAGGAAGAAAGCCCAAGCGGUGAACAAGGACAGGUUCAUCAGCAAGAUGUUUCUUCGUGGGGAUUCUGUAAUCAUUGUUCUCAGGAAUCCCAAGUGAGAUGUAUUGCAGCAUUUCCCUGAAAAUCAUACUAAUGUAGGGAAAUUGAAAACCCUUUCGAGAGCGACUCUUAAGAUUGCUAUAGUAGUGUACAUUUUGACCUAUUUUGACUGUUAAAUAUCAGCAAGAUUCAAGAUUAUUGUAGUAAAUCUUGACCUUGCGACUUGUGUUAUCAUCUUGUAACCUAGUGUCUUGUUCCUGCAAAC